CGAACAACAACGUGACACUCACCAUCCAAACGUAGAUUGCAGAAGCGCUGCUCAUUUUGCUGCCGGACCACGUUGAGAACGGUUGUUACUGUCAAGACUGCUUGCGGGUGCUUUUGUCAUCCAUAUCGCUACCUUCGCCACGUUGCAAGCGAGCGGUGGUCCCUGUUUUGCACUUCCCUCGGUAAGCAGAAUUAUCACCUGGGAAUGUGUCUUGCUGUAUCAGAGUGCCAGUAUUGUCACGCCCUAAAAUCGAAAGGAAUUCUGGGAUACAAUUGGAAACAGGACGCCCCCUAGUCGUCUGGCAGCGCUGCCUUCUUCCACAGUGUCUCCCAUACUCUGCCGAGGCCCUGGUCCAGGAAUGAAGGUAGACCCCUGAAGCUGCUGCGUUUGGCCGGUUCGCUGCGAAGGCGAUAAAGGCCACUGGACGACAACCUUCAGGUCAAGCGGAAGUUUGACUUAACGACGACGAAGACGGCAUCGCCAUGGAGCAAGUCAUGGCUAUUGCAAACCUGUCCGCGUACUCCAAAGACGAGGACACCGACUGCACUAUCGUCAACACCUUCAACGACACUGCUACACGGUGCCUCAUCGUACAGGGCCUAAAUGAUUGUCAGACCGGCCGCGCCGUCUUACCGUACAUCAACCUGCUGUACUGCAACGAAGAAUCAGUCUAUGCGCCGCUGUUUACCCUCCUCGUGUGGCUGGUGGCCCUGUUCGUAGCCCUCGGGUCGACGGCAAGUUCCUACCUAUGCCCAGCGCUUGUUGUCAUCUCACGAUCACUGCAGCUUUCUCAGAGCGUAGCGGGCGUUACAUUCCUGGCAUUCGGCAAUGGAGCGCCAGAUACCAUCGCAACGAUCGCCAGUAUUCGGCUAAACCGUACGGCUCUGGCUAUUGGAGAACUGUUCGGGGGAGGAACCUACGUGGCAACCGUCGUCGUUGGGCUCAUCUUCAUCAACAAUAAGUUUGAUUUAAUUCAGUCAUCCCUUCUACGAGACGUGUUCUUCUAUUUGGGCGCUUCGUACUGGGCAUUCGUGCUGUACUACGGCGGCUCGAUAACGCUGAGUCACGCUGCAUGUUUCAUUGUGCUCUACCUAGUAUACAUUUUCGUCGCCGUAUUCGGUAGUUCAGUGCUGAAGAAGACGUCCGACAUGUGCACAUGCGUACGAAAGCUGGUGGUGCGUUCUGACACAGCGAGCAACAUCAGUACAGAAUCCGAAUACAAGGUUGAAGCCACAGACCGGGUCGAAACGCCACCACUUUACGUUCCGGUGCCAUCUCCGGUGCUUCGACCAAAACUGCGCCGGUCUUCGUCAGGCGUCAGCUUGCAUCACCACCACGAGAACGCUAUUUACCUCUUCACCACAUCGGUGGAAGAAGAACCAUCGAACUGCGCGGAUGAUUUCGUCAAUUCCUUCAGCGCGGAAUACAAGCGGAACGCCUGUUCUGUGAGUAGUCAGGCAUCGUUCCACUUGACAAGAAGCAACUCGUCCGUGUUUCCCGGCGAGAGCACGCCGCUCUUGCACUGUCCUUCCGUCGAGAACUCGGAAGGCGACGCUUCACUCUGCAGAACGGUCCCGAGAUACAGCGAGUGGAUGGAACUGCUCCUUCAGAUUUCUCCCGUAGAGCCGGAGGAAUGGUCUCGUCAGCACUGGCUCUGCAAGGUCUACGACGUCGUGACCUUCCCCAUCUACCUUGUCCUAGUACUCACCAUACCUGUGGUUGACCGCGAGAACCGCCGUAAUAAUUGGUGCCGGCCACUCAAUACCUUGCAGUGUGUUACUAGUCCGCUAGUGAUCGUUUUCUUGUUCGGGGGGUGGCACGUGAAAAUAGCGGAUGUUCUCCCGCUUGCGUGUCUGAUUCUGGUGUUAGGCACGAUACUUGGGAUCGUGGUCUGGUGCACAUCGGUUGCUAUGCGACCGCCGCGGUAUCACGUCGCAUUCGCGUACGCGGGGUUUGCAGUCUCCAUAACCUGGAUCUAUGGCAUCGCCACAGAGAUCGUGUCGCUACUAAAGGCGUUCGGAGUUCUGUACGGUAUAAGCGAUGCACUUCUGGGAAUGACCGUGUUAGCGUGGGGAAAUAAUAUUGGCGACCUGGUAACUAAUUUGUCUCUGGCCAAGCAGGGCUUUCCUCAGAUGGCGAUGUCCGCCUGCUUUGCAGGGCCGGUGCUCGCAAUGCUGUGCGGGAUUGGAGUGGCAUUCACCAUCAAUUUCACGACGCAAGGCGUAUCGGUGGUCGAGCUGCAGUACAGCAAUCUCUUGGCUGUUAUCUACGGAGCUCUCGUAGGCGUUCUAACAGUUUUGCUCAUUUCCACCCUCGUCACGUGGUUCCGGUCGUCUCGCGUGGUCGGCUACAUGUUGCUCACCCUGUACGCUACAUUUUUAUUCAUCACAGCAGCCCUCGAGUUUGGAUUCACCCACAUUGCAUGAAUUAAAUUUUUCUCUUACGAUGCACUAUGACCGUAUUUAUUUGUAAUUGUUCGCUCGUUUUUAUUGCUAGUUGAUUUUAGAUCGUCUUUUACGGGGGUAUAAAGAGUCUGUAAGCAGGCGCCAUUCCUUUAAUACAUUUUAGUGUCCGUUUGAGUACCCCCGGGGUAGCGCGCUCUUUUACGUCGUAUCGGUUUCACUUUGAAAACACGUAAAAUAAAAUAAAAAAUCCCUAAACACUACAGCGACUGUUUGUCGCAGCUGCGUACCGUUCUCGUUUCCAACUCAAGGCUGAUCGCUGCAUAUGCCGUACUACAGUUUUUGCCACUGACUCUGAAAAACGGCUUGCGUCUUUAUUUUGAGCGCGCAGCAUGUCUGCUCAAUCCCAACGCCUGUUGGAAGCACGUUCGGGUGGAACACGUUGACAUGUUUCUGUUGUUUUACUAACGCGUUAUUCUAACUUAUCUUGAACGAAGGUUGUUUCUCCUUCAUUUAGUGCGUUUGACCCUGGCACUUUAAUGUGGAGCAUGCGGACAUGAUUGGAGGUCUUUUAGUGACCCUUUUAUGCUGUGUAUUCUCAUCGUAUAGUUUGCCUGUACCUGUAUUCGCCAUUACAGACUCGGAGAGAUAUGCAUUAAAGUAUAAAUCUUUCGUA
Ornithodoros turicata is the source of this 3078-nucleotide messenger RNA. RefSeq names its product mitochondrial sodium/calcium exchanger protein-like. Gene Ontology annotation, cellular component: membrane. Gene Ontology annotation, molecular function: calcium:sodium antiporter activity. The transcript has a single exon. The coding region runs from base 483 to 2426 and encodes 647 amino acids. Gene Ontology annotation, biological process: transmembrane transport; intracellular calcium ion homeostasis; monoatomic cation transport. Lineage: Eukaryota; Metazoa; Arthropoda; Arachnida; Ixodida; Argasidae. The record is from RefSeq and is a predicted model, not a curated record.